Molecule: messenger RNA, 1327 nt
Organism: Annulohypoxylon maeteangense
Lineage: Eukaryota; Fungi; Ascomycota; Sordariomycetes; Xylariales; Hypoxylaceae
Product: NAD(P)-binding protein
Exons: 1
Coding region: 259-1146 (295 amino acids)
Source: RefSeq, a predicted model, not a curated record
GUAUUCACAGUAAUAACCCUUACCCGAUCGCGAUAUUAUCAAAACUGCUUAUAGAUCGAUAGUGAUGAAUCAUUACCUUUGAUCCAUGGAUUUAACCUCAAGCAUCGCAGAACGUCGGAGUUUCGAGGCGUCUAGCUGAGCAGCAACAUGUCUACUAUGGCUUUCCGAAAUGGAUCACAGAUAGUAAAUUGUUUUCUAACAGUUAUGAUCGGAGCAUAAUGUAAUAUAGUAGUAAACUAGGGAAGAAAACUCACCAAAAUGUCCAAACCCUGGAUCCUCGUCUCCCCAGCCAGCCGCGGGAUCGGACACGCCCUAACACGGCACCUCCUACGAACAACCACGGCCCCGAUCCUCGCAACAGCGCGGUCCGACCUCCCCGGCGUGCGAGCCUCCAUCCUAGACUCUCUCUCCUCCUCCCCAUCCACCCCCCUCUCCAAAGACGAAAAAACCUCACUAUCAAAACGCCUGCACCUAACCCACAUCGACGUAACCCACGAACAAAGCCUAACCACCGCCUCCGCAGAAGCAGCCCAGUUAUUCCCCCCCGAAACCCACCACCUACACCUCGCAUUCGCGCUCCCGGGGAUCCUGCACCCAGAAAAAAGCCCAGCAGACGUAGACUACGCCGCGGCGCUGCACACGCUGCAAGUGAACGUACUAGGCCCCCUCAUGCUAAUAAAGCACUUCGGGGACUUCCUGCCGCGAAAAAACGUCGACAUAUCCCCAGAGCCGUUAUUCACCUCCCCACCCCAAUCCCCCACCACCCCCAACGAAGACGGAGAAGCCAACAACCCCCCACCGCACGCAACCUUCCUCCUCCCCUCCGCCCGCGUGGGCUCGACAACCGACAACCGGCUGGGAGGAUGGUACACGUACCGGGCGUCGAAAGCAGGCGUGACCAGUCUCGCACGCACAUACGACUUAUAUCUCCAGAACCGGUCCGGGGGGAAGGCUAUAUGUAUAGCGUACCACCCGGGCACGGUGAAAACGGAUCUAAGCCGCGAAUUUUGGGACCGGGUGCGUGCGGAGAAGUUAUUCACGCCGGAGUAUGCGGCGGAGCGGAUGGUGGAGGUGGUGAGGACGAGGCGGGCUGGGGAGCAUCGGGGGCGGUGUUGGGAUUGGAGGGGGGUGGAGGUGUUGCCUUGAAGGAGGGGUGGUGAGGAGAAGGAGAAUAUCCUGAAGCUCGCUAUGAAACUACUUCAAGUCCUGAACAAGGAAGUAAAAUAGCUAUGUGCCAUAUAACGUAAAACAAGAAAAUGGCCCUUAUUUCUCCUAAAGGAUUCGGAUCCGGUUAGAGCAAAACGCCUUUCCAACUCAUCCAUAUAUU